AUGCACCAGUUAGGAGCUGGAGAGAUAUCUGAUGAUCUAGACAUGGUAUUGGACAAGUAUGCAGAGGCAUUUAAGGAGGGCCUAGGUACUAUGAAAGGUGUCAAAGCCAAUAGAUAUGUGGACGCAGGAGCUACUCCCAAAUAUUUCAAAGCCAGGCCUGUACCCUAUUUCACUCUUAAAAAGGUAGAGGAGGAAUUAGGACGGCUAGAGAGGGAAGGAACGAUUGAGCCAGUUCAAUUCUUGGAAUGGGCAGCUCCAAUUGUACCCAUUGUGAAAGAGGAGCAAUCUAUCUGGAUUUGUGGUGAUUAUAAGGUCACAUUUAAUGCAGUGUCCAAGCUUGGCAAUUACCCUAUACCCAAAAUUGAAGACUUGUGGAGUCUACAGAGAGGGUCGGAAAAAUUAUGCGGAUGGACUAAGUCGACUGCCAAUGCAGUAAAACUAAGUGAACCUCCAAUUCCAGGUGAUAUUAAUAUGGUACUGCAACAGCUAGAGGACUCACCAGUAAAAGUGGAACAGGUUAGGUCAUGGACUUUGCAAGUUCCACUGCUUGCCAAGAUCACGAGCUACGUAAAAUCUGGAUGGCCCCCAAAGAACACUGAUACCCAAAUGAGUCCAUACUACAGCAUCCGCACAGAGUUGAGUGUGGAGGAUGGAUGUCUGCUUCGCGGUAGUCGGGUCAUUAUUCCCCUCAAGGGAUAA
Mizuhopecten yessoensis (Yesso scallop) is the source of this 699-nucleotide messenger RNA. RefSeq lists its product as uncharacterized. The coding region runs from base 1 to 699 and encodes 232 amino acids. The record is from RefSeq and is a predicted model, not a curated record. Lineage: Eukaryota; Metazoa; Mollusca; Bivalvia; Pectinida; Pectinidae. The transcript has 2 exons.